Molecule: messenger RNA, 4109 nt
Organism: Fukomys damarensis (Damara mole-rat)
Lineage: Eukaryota; Metazoa; Chordata; Mammalia; Rodentia; Bathyergidae
Gene: Htr2c
Product: 5-hydroxytryptamine receptor 2C
Exons: 5
Coding region: 139-1521 (460 amino acids)
Biological process (GO): G protein-coupled receptor signaling pathway, coupled to cyclic nucleotide second messenger; feeding behavior; locomotory behavior
Cellular component (GO): dendrite; plasma membrane
Molecular function (GO): neurotransmitter receptor activity; G protein-coupled serotonin receptor activity
Source: RefSeq, a predicted model, not a curated record
GGGUUGUCAGCUAAUGUCCACGAGCACAGGCCAACGAGUACCAUCCUUCAAAAAUAAUUAAUGGAGGAUACGAUAAAUUCAAUCUAUUAAUUUUCUCUUCUCAAUUUUAUACUUUGGUUGCUUAACACUGAAGCAACCAUGGUGAACCUAAGGAACGCGGUGCAUUCAUUCCUUGUGCACCUAAUUGGCCUGUUGGUUUGGCAAUUUGAUAUUUCUGUGAGUCCAGUAGCAGCUAUGGUAACUGACAUUUUCAAUACCUCCGAUGGUGGACGCUUUAAAUUUCCAGAUGGGGUACAAAAUUGGCCAGCACUUUCAAUCGUCAGCAUAAUAAUCAUGACAAUAGGUGGCAACAUACUUGUUAUCAUGGCAGUAAGCAUGGAAAAGAAACUGCACAAUGCCACCAAUUACUUCUUAAUGUCCCUAGCUAUUGCUGAUAUGCUAGUGGGACUACUUGUCAUGCCACUUUCUCUUCUUGCAAUUCUUUAUGAUUAUGUCUGGCCACUACCUAGAUAUUUGUGCCCCGUCUGGAUUUCUUUAGAUGUUCUAUUUUCUACGGCGUCCAUCAUGCACCUCUGUGCCAUAUCGCUGGAUCGGUAUGUAGCAAUACGUAAUCCUAUUGAGCAUAGCCGUUUCAAUUCGCGGACUAAGGCCAUCAUGAAGAUUGCUAUCGUUUGGGCAAUAUCUCUAGGUGUGUCAGUGCCCAUCCCAGUGAUUGGACUGAGGGAUGAAAACAAAGUGUUUGCGAAUAACACCACUUGCGUGCUCAAUGACCCGAACUUCGUGCUGAUCGGGUCCUUCGUGGCGUUCUUCAUCCCUCUGACAAUCAUGGUGAUCACGUAUUUCCUGACCAUCUACGUCCUGCGCAGACAAGCCUUGAUGCUGCUGCGAGGCCACAUCGAGGAACCACUCGGCCCAAGCCUGAAUUUUCUGAAGUGCUGCAAGAGGAAUACGGACGAUGAAGAGAAUCCAGCAAACCCUAACCAAGAUGGGAACCCGCGCCGGAAAAAGAAGAAAGAAAGACGUCCUCGGGGCACCAUGCAGGCUAUCAACAAUGAAAAGAAAGCAUCGAAAGUCCUUGGCAUUGUGUUCUUUGUGUUUCUGGUCAUGUGGUGCCCAUUCUUCAUUACCAAUAUUCUGUCGGUUCUGUGUGGGAAAGCCUGUAAUCAAAAGCUUAUGGAAAAGCUUCUGAAUGUGUUUGUUUGGAUUGGCUAUGUUUGUUCGGGAAUUAAUCCUCUGGUGUACACGCUCUUCAACAAAAUUUACCGCAGGGCUUUCUCCAACUAUUUGCGCUGCAACUAUAAGCCCGACAAAAAGCCUCCUGUCCGACAGAUACCGUUAUCGAGAGUCGCUGCCACUUCUUUGUCUGGGAGGGAGCUUAAUGUUAACAUUUACCGGCAUACGAAUGAGCCCAUGGUUAGGAAAGCCAAGGAGAGCGAGCCCGGUAUAGAGAUGCAGGUGGAGAAUUUAGAGCUACCAGUAAACCCUUCCAAUGUUGUUAGUGAAAGGAUUAGCAGUGUGUAAGACAGAGCAGCACAGUCUUCUUCCAGGGAAGCUACACUGGUAGGAAAAUCUAACCUUCCGUGGGUCACAACUACUGUAAAUAGUGCUGUCUGAAACAGUGUUUUUAUAUAUAGCUUUGCAACCCUGUACUUUACAAUCAUGCUUACAAUAGUGAGGUUUAGGGUUCUAUAUUUACUGUUUAUAAUAGAUGGAGACUAAGUUAUUUUGAGUCUUUGAUGGAUAAAGUGUUUGUUUUUAUUCCCUUCCUUCCUUCUUCUCUCACCACACCUUUUCCGUCACUCCCUCUUCCUCAGAAAGUUAAUGUUCAUCUCAGGUGGCAUCUGCAGAGUAUGCACAUUGCGGUGGUGACGCUUCAACCACACCUAAAUUGACAAAUUAUGUGGAAUCUUUUUCAAGAUUAACAGUAAAUAUGCACUGUAAAUUCUUGCUCUGCUUAUCUACACACAUAAACACAGUAAGAUAGGUUCUGCCUCGUGAAACAUCCAUCAGUGAGUCAGGCAGUACUUCGCUUUGUUGUUACUUAUAGGGACAAAAUUUGACAUUGUCAGAAUCUUGUGCUGGUAUUUUGCUGCAAUGUCUGUCCCCAAACAUAAUGUUAUUUUAACAUAGCAGCUAGUCAACCGGGACUACAGAAGUGGAAGGAUAAUAAAGUAAUCUACAUACCAACAGCUUUUCACUUCUUAAGGACAAUGUUAAAUUCUGAUUAUUAUGACAAGCAAACUGGAAUUAGUGUUUUCAUUCUGGUCCUUAGUAAAUACCUAAUUCCAUGACUAAACUGGGAAAUUGAGAUCCCAGGGUUAUUUCCCAAUCCAGGAUUCAACAUCAAUUGGGUUUUGAUCUAAGAAUUCUGGAAAUUCAUGGGUUACACACAAAGUGAAAUUAGCAUUUUGAGCCAUAUUAAAACAUUUUCUUAAUUAUGUUACCUCUAUCUAUAGGACCCAAUUUAGCAGUCCAUUUUUGAGUAAAACUUGUGCAGGACUUGUAGAUGACAAAAACUUUGGAAGUUUUACUUGAUUAAGGACUACCAAUUUAGGCCCUUAGAAUGUGGAAAAAGAAAGAAAUUUAAAAAUCACUUUUACUGCACUCUAGGAAAAACAGAAACAGAGUUUCCAUUUGGAUUUUAAACAAAAUUUAUCUCAUUUUCAGAUCCUUCCAAACUCUCUAGUGAAGGAGAAGGCUGCAGCUAAUUUGUAAAAAGUGGCAAGCUCUUCUUUGUACUGCAAUUACAUACCAGAAACUUAAAUAUUUGUUAAAUAUAGUGUUGUGUUAAAAUAAGUAUUGGCCAUUGUGUCGUUUGCAGGCCUGCUCCUCUCCAAGAAUUAAGCAUCAUUUUAAUAGUUUGUAAACUGUAAAAAAUUUUCAAGCUUUGCUAAAGUGAGACCAUUAAGUCUAUGCUGUGUGAAGAGUAUACAUGUGUUUCCAGUGUUCUGUGUGUGUCCAUUUUACUGUGGAUAAAAUUUCCAAAGAAUUCAUGAUGCUAUUUCUUACUCCUGACAGUUACUUAGGCACUUCAGAGUGUGCUUGUUAGUAUCUUAAAUUUGGUGACUGCAGAAUCUAAAGUUCUAAGACCCCUGGUCUGUGUCCUCAACACACAGCAUAGAUAAGUCCAACAGUCUGCCACACAGGCAGUGGGAGAAAGGCUGUAUUUGAGGAAACUCAUACAGUCUCUUUGUGAUCUACAACACUGCCAAAUAGCCAGCCGAUUGCUUGAGCAUGCCCAAAUAUAACACGAAAGUAAAGUCUACCUGCCUGUUAGGUCAGAGCUGUAUGUUAAAACAAGUACCUGAAAUUGAAUGAGAUGAUCUAAUUCCUAAUGAGAUGAAAAUGUCUGAUGAAACACAGCAUGCAUUUAGCAUGAGUUCUGCACAUACAGAUGGUGUCCUGCAUGUACACUCUGUAUGUUGCAUGAAUCCUCUGAUUUGUAUUAAUGUAUGGCAGAGUAGCUGGUAUAAAAAGGACUGAAGAAAAUCCCUCAGCAGUCCUGAAAAAGACCACACAUUCAGACCUGAAACAUUGUGAGUAUUAGAGAAAGUUGGAAACAUCUGAUUUCUUAACUAUCAGGGCAAGCUCAUAGCACAUGUUUUACAGAGAAGUAAAAUAACAAUGAUGGUUUUCCAGAAGCACUAGAAAAAAGUUGAAUGGUAAUAGCUUAUAGCACAUUUGUUAAUAAUUCUUAUGUCAUCAAAUAGUAGUACUUAAUAGUACCCAACACAGUAAUUAUUCUCAAAUUGUGUGCUAUUCAUAAGUUCUGUGCAGUUUGCUAUGAAACAAAUAUACCCAUUUGGAUAUAAAUCUAACAGUCGAGUGUUAAAUAUACAAACUUUUAUAAAUGUUUUAAAAAAGUCCAUGUGAUAAAUGUAAAUGUUAUGAAUUUACUGUCAAACAAAUCAUUUUGACGUACUAUUUAUAUAUAUAUAUACACAUAUAUAUAUGACUCGUGCAACAGACUGCCUUAUAUUAUUUCUUGUAAUUCUUCUCCUUUGUCAAAUGGUACUUUUUGUGAAUGGUUGCAAAAUAUUGUCUUAUUUUUGAUUCUUGUAUGUUAUCCACUGCAGGUUUUUGUGAUACUUCCUAUUAAUUUAUUAAAU